This is a messenger RNA of Leptosia nina, 1233 nucleotides long. The record is from the annotation of a GenBank genome assembly. Lineage: Eukaryota; Metazoa; Arthropoda; Insecta; Lepidoptera; Pieridae.
AUGUUGGAGACGAGAUCUGUUAGAACCGCUGAUUCGGUGUGGGCGAAUAAGCCGCUGCCGGCGCCUCACGCCAUGGCUAACUCUAGGCACGGAAAAAGUGCGCAGGAUGACGUAUGUUACGUAGUUGCCAAGUACGAUUACGCCGCACAAGGUGCGCAGGAGCUGGAUUUGCGCAAGAACGAACGUUACCUGCUCCUCGAUGAUUCGAAACACUGGUGGCGCGUGCAAAAUGCUCGCAGCCAAUCGGGAUAUGUACCAAGCAAUUAUGUUAAGAAGGAGAAGCCUUCAUUAUUUGACAGCAUCAAGAAAAAGGUUAAGAAAGGAUCUGGAUCCAAGACCUUACCAUCAAGUGGCUCACCAGUUCGUGGGGGUUGUGGUGGAGGAGCAGAAUCUCCGGGUGGUCGUCGCGUCGAGCCCACUGAAGCUCUAGGCACCGCGGUUGUGAAAUACAAUUAUCAGGCACAGCAGCCCGAUGAAUUGUCGCUCACUAAAGGAACAAGAAUACUCAUAUUAGAGAAGAGUAAUGAUGGCUGGUGGAGAGGGCAGUAUCAGGGGCAUACUGGGUGGUUUCCAUCUAAUUACACUAGCGAAGAAGGCGACAGUGAAGACACAGUGCACACAUACGCUAUGGCUGAAAACGUCUUAGAUAUUGUUGUGGCGUUGUACUCAUUUACGUCUAAUAACGAACAAGAGUUGUCCUUUGAGAAAGGUGACCGCUUAGAGAUCAUUGAACGACCACCGUCGGACCCGGAGUGGUAUCGGGCGAGAGAUUCCCGCGGCCACGUGGGACUUGUGCCUAGGAACUAUUUGCAAGAACUGGCGGAUUACCUUGCACAGCCCUAUAGUGAAGCAAAUGAAGGUGGCGCUCGCAGCGGCGCGGGCGCCGUGGCGACGAGCACGUCGGGGGGGCUGGGCACGCGUGCCUGGUACUACGGCGCCAUUACCCGCACGCAUUGCGACGCGCUGCUAAACCAGCACGGGCACGACGGUGAUUUUCUCAUACGGGACUCGGAAACAAAUGUGGGUGACUACUCCGUGUCCCUAAAAGCCCCCGGCCGCAACAAACACUUCCGCGUCCACGUGGAGGGUAGUUUGUACUGCAUCGGCCAGCGUAAGUUCACUACGCUCGACCAAUUGGUCGCCCACUAUCAGCGUGCACCAAUAUACACCAACAAGCAGGGCGAGAAGCUCUACCUCGUGCGUCCCUUGCCCCGCGCCCCGCAGAACUGCUGA